CCACUUUCCAUUGCAGUUUUGUCUAAGUUAUUUUUUUUUUCACACAUCCAUCUUUUCCUUCUCUAUUUAAUUCUUUUAUAAAUGGUUUCUUAUCGAACGUGCCUUCAUCAAAUCAUCUGAAAACGAACCUCAAGUCACUGGAAUUUUCUAGUCUUCUAUCCAUCAUCGAUCCCAGGUACCUAAACACAGAAUGUACAGUGUGAAGAAGUUAUCUCUUUGUAACCGUACUACCAAAAUAAAUAAUAAUUGUACUAUUCAAUUUAACCUUGCAGCUUUCUCUUUCUCUUUUAUAUAUUAUCAUUUUCAUUUUGAAAGAAUGGCUGAAAUCGAUGCUGACAAGAGCAACAGUAGCAACCCACAAGUCUGAAAAGAUCUCUUCCAAUAUGAUAGAUGGACAGUUUAGAUAGAUACAAGCCUUCAGAUGUUUAGCCUCCUCUUGUGCUUUAACUAUAAUUAGACUCUUAUGUUAAUAAUGAUAUCAAGCGUCUAAAUGGGCUGCUAAUAACUGCAAUUAAUAAUUAAUGGUGAAUUUAUAAAAGUGAAGAGAGAGGUUUUAUGCAUAUCUGAGUCUGACACAGAUUUAGUUUUUUCAGUUUCCGUAUGAUUAAAGCAAAGAUUUUGCCGUCGAAUCUAUGGCAACGUACUUUCAUGGUAACUCAGAAAUCCAAGCUUCUGAUGGGAUCCAAACCCUCUAUCUUAUGAACCCAAACUACGGAACCUAUUCUGACACAACAAUCCUAUUCAACCCCGCCGGUAACUCGCUAAGCCCCUCAAUCGUAUCCCUCGCACCGCCGUCUAGCAACCAUCAUCUUCCUCUUGUCGGUGUACCACUUCCUUCGCCAUCCUCCCACACCACUGAGGAUAUCAACAAUCGUUCAUCUUUUCAUGGGGUUUUCUCUGGUGUCCAACCAGAUUUAUGGGCUUCGAUCGAACAGAAUUCAGCCCCUAACCACCCACAGAUUGUCACUUUGGCCAAUCCAGGCGAUGACAGUGAGGUGGAGUUGCGGCGGCCUGUAGCUUCGUCUUGCAGGCAAGGGUUGUCACUAAGCCUUUCUUCACAGCAAGGAGUUUAUAAUAGGCCAACUAAUGUUGAAGUUGAUAUGCAAGGUCGAGGACAAGUUGGUCUAACGAGGGUAUCUGAGAAUUCUCCUUCAUCGGUUUCUGUUGUUUCGAAUGCAGUUUCAAUUAUCCCAAGUGUUGUUUUGGGAUCUAAGUACUUGAAGCCUGCACAGGCGCUUCUUGAUGAGGUUGUUAAUGUUGGCAAUAUGAUAUUUGACUCCACCCAAGCGAGCAAAGAGAAGAUGAAAUUACACAAAGAAACCACGGUUUUGACCGAAGAAGGGUCAAACGGUGACGAAAGUAAAAGUGCUAAGAUUGCAGCCGAGUUAACAACAGCCCAGAGACAAGAUCUUCAAAUAAAGAAGGGAAAACUUGUUACCAUGCUCGACGAGGUUGAGCAAAGAUAUAGGCAGUACCACCUUCAAAUGCAAUUAGUGGUGUCCUCAUUCGAGCAGAUGGCAGGUUUUGGUUCAGCAAAAUCCUACACGUCUCUGGCUUUGCGGACAAUCUCAAAGCAAUUCCGGUGUCUUAAGGAUGCAAUUUCUGGACAAAUCAAAGCCAUAAGCAAGAAACUGGGUGAAGAAGAUUUCUUAGGAGGAAAAUUUGCAACAUCCAGACUCAAAUAUGUUGAUCAUCAGAUUCGGCAACAACGAGCUCUACAACAGUUGGGAAUGAUGCAGCAUAAUGCUUGGAGACCUCAGAGAGGAUUGCCUGAGCGAGCCGUUUCAGUUCUUCGUGCUUGGCUCUUCGAACACUUCCUUCACCCGUACCCUAAAGAUUCAGAUAAACUAGUUCUCGCCAAACAAACAGGGCUUACCAGGAGCCAGGUGUCUAAUUGGUUUAUCAAUGCUCGAGUUCGUCUCUGGAAGCCAAUGGUGGAAGAAAUGUACUUGGAAGAAAUGAAGGAACAACAACAAAAUAGUUUUGAGGAGAAUGAGAGCAGACCCAAUGAGCAGAAGGAGACAUUUAAACUGGAGCAAGAAAAAUCAUUCCAUGGGAAAGCAGGAAAAUCAACCUAUCAAAAUGCUUCUCCUACUAAACUUUCAAACUCAACAAUAUCGACGUCCCCAAUGGGGGGAACUCUUCACCCAAAAACUGGAUUCAAUCUCAUUGGAUCUUCUGACCUUGAUGGGAUUGAUAAAAGAACUGCAAAGAAACCAAGUAGUGCUCAUGACAUGCAUAGCUCAAUCGAGAUGGAAAUGAAACAAGGUGACACAAGCAGGGAGAUUAGUGGGAAUAAUAAGUUUGGUGGUGAAAGGCUGAACAAAGAUGGGUACUCGUUAAUAACAAACACAACUGAUCAUGGUGGUGCUUUUGGAACUUACACAAUGGGAGAGAUGGAAAGGUUUAAUCCAGAUCGUCAACUGGCUUCAAUAUUUCAUGGAAAUGGUUUUUCACUAACGCUGGGUCUUCCACAUGGUGAAAACCAACAAAAUCUACUCUCCAGCCAGAAUAUUCAGUUGGGAAGAGGGCUUGAAUUAGGAAGAAGCGAGUCUGAUAAUUUCUGUGGCAUUAACUCCCCACAAUCUUCUCAUUCUAAUGCUGGUUUUGAAAACAUUGAUAUUCAAAGCAGAAAGAGGUUUGCCGUCCAAUUGUUGCCAGAUUUUUUUACCUAAAUGUAUCCAUGCAAGCGCGUCAGCUUUCAACAAUAUAAUGUAGCAAAUCUCUCCUUUAUGUCGUUUAAUUCAGCAGGGUAAUUAUGUUUAAGUUAAAUGACGACUCAAGCUUAGGCCAAGAAACUAAAGAUUUGGAAGAUUAGCCAGGCUAGUAGGAAUAAAUAUAGAAGGAUGCUUUGAUUGUGAAGAAAGACAAACAGUAGUUUAGGUUUAUACUUACUGAAGUAUUUACGUAUAUAUAUUUUAGAACAAAGUUUCAUUGUAAAUUUGAGUAUUGUAUAUUUUAGUGGUAUAUUGUGAAAUAGAUUGCUUGAAGCAUUCUAGGAAUAUAAAAAUUUCGCAUUUGCAAAUAUUAUUUAAUAGAAGUAACGUACGGUUGAUUUUAUAA
Mangifera indica (mango) is the source of this 3063-nucleotide messenger RNA. RefSeq names its product BEL1-like homeodomain protein 1. The record is from RefSeq and is a predicted model, not a curated record. The coding region runs from base 633 to 2675 and encodes 680 amino acids. Lineage: Eukaryota; Viridiplantae; Streptophyta; Magnoliopsida; Sapindales; Anacardiaceae. Gene Ontology annotation, molecular function: RNA polymerase II cis-regulatory region sequence-specific DNA binding; DNA-binding transcription factor activity, RNA polymerase II-specific. Gene Ontology annotation, biological process: regulation of transcription by RNA polymerase II. The transcript has 5 exons.